This is a messenger RNA of Symbiodinium necroappetens, 795 nucleotides long. The record is from the annotation of a GenBank genome assembly. Lineage: Eukaryota; Dinophyceae; Suessiales; Symbiodiniaceae.
AUGACGCAGAUGCCGCCGCCGCUUCUGGCGCCGCCUCCGGAGGGCUUUGAGGGCGCUGUGCUUGCAGGCAAAGCCAAGGCCAACCUGCUGGGGGAGAAGAUCUUCUUCUCGGGCUGCCUAGCUGGAGCCUUCAUCGGCUAUGGCGCCUACCUGGCCUGCACCGUAGGAGGGAACUGCCCGGGCCUGGCCGAGACAAACCCAGGGCUCCAGAAGUUGAUCUUCGGCUCCUUUGGGCUUCCCUUCGGGCUCUUCAUGACGGUCCUCUCGGGCACGGAGCUCUUCACGGGCAAUGCGGCGAUUGUGACCAUGGCGGUCUUUGAGGGAAAGGCCGAUCUGCAGCAGCUGGCGAGGUCCCUGCUGCUUUCCUGGCUGGGCAACUUGGUGGGUGCAGUGGGUGUAGCUCGGCUGGCAAUUACGGCCGGCACCAUGCCCGGCGGCGGUGCUACUGUGACGCUGGCGGUGGCCAAGACUUCGCUACCCUUUGCCACGGUCUUUGUGCGGGGCAUCCUGUGCAACUGGCUGGUGUGUAUGGCGGUGUACAUCGCUUCGAUGGCCAAAGACACUGCUGGCAAGGCCAUAGCCAUUUGGUUUCCCAUCUCUGCUUUCGUUACAUUGGGAUUGGAGCAUUCGGUCGCCAACAUGUUUAUCAUCCCGGCGGGCAUCUUCGCGGGCGCCAAGGUGUCCUGGGCGCAGUUCCUGCUCCAGAAUCUGCUGCCCGUCUCACUCGGGAACAUGUUUGCCGGGAUGUUUCUUGUGGCGCUGCCAUACUGCAUACUUUUCGGCCGGAAGAAAUAG